AGAGUGUGCGGCUUUGCAUUAAUAUUAAAAUAGCGUGUAGGACAUACGGUGCUGAAACCUUGUCUUUUUGUGAGCUAAUACUGCAUUAAAGUAUGAAUUCUUUAAUUUCAAGUUGGAGCUUUGGCUUGAUGUGCUUUAUUAGAAUAUCAGUGAUAGUAACACAAAACAAAGUAAAAUACUAUUAUCUUUGCCUUUACAGCAACUCAGUUAAAAACCUCACUAACGGAUUAGUUUAUCUAAUUUCUGCUCGUUGUUCCUCUUGGGCGUUGAUUAGUUUAGUUAACUAAAACCCUAAAUUGCAGUUCUCAUAGCUCAACAUUUUUCCAUGGCUGCUCAAAUUCAUCAUCUCCGAUGCACCUUUUUACCUUCAUUCUCCACUAAAAACCCAAGCCCAGAUUUUAAAACCCAUUUCCGUUCCUUCACAGUCUCAGCCUCCAAACCCGGUACCUCAUCCAUCGCCGGCCGAAAGCUCCGAGCUGCCGUUGUUGGUGGCGGACCCGCGGGUUCCUCCGCCGCUGAGGCCCUAGCUGCCGGCGGCAUUGAGACCUUCCUCUUCGAACGCAACCCGCCAUCAGUCGCCAAGCCAUGUGGCGGCGCCAUCCCGCUCUGCAUGCUCCAGGAGUUCGAUAUCCCACUCGAGCUCAUCGAUCGCCAAGUCAACCGUGUCAAGAUCUUCUCCCCUUCCAACAUCGCCGUCGAUUUCGGCAAAACCUUGAAGUCUCACGAGUUCAUCGCCAUGCUCCGCCGCGAGGUGCUCGAUUCCUUCCUCCGGUCGCGAGCACAAUCCGCCGGUGCGAAUCUCAUCGUCGGCCUUGUCACAAAUCUCGAGGUCCCGACCUCACCAACCUCACCCUACAUCGUUCACUACACCGCCAAGAACAACUCCCGGCGCUCUAUUGCCGUCGACGUCGUGAUCGGUGCCGAUGGCGCCAACAGUCGAGUGGCCAAAUCCAUUGACGCCGGGAGCUACACUUGCGCCAUCGCCUUCCAGGAGAGAAUCAAAUUACCAGACGAGAAAAUGGAAUAUUACGAGAAUCUCGCCGAGAUGUACGUCGGGAGUGAUGUGUCGCCAGAUUUCUACGCAUGGGUUUUCCCGAAAUGCGACCACGUGGCAGUGGGCACGGGUACAGUGUGUCUCAAACAGGACAUCAAGUCGUACCAAAGAGGAAUUAGAGAAAGGGUCAAGCCUAAGAUCAACGGUGGAAAAGUGAUCAAAGUGGAGGCCCACCCGAUACCCGAACACCCCCGUCCGGUUCGGGUCAGAGGACGCGUGGCACUGGUAGGUGACGCUGCUGGGUACGUAACGAAGUGUUCAGGGGAAGGAAUAUACUUUGCUGCGAAGUCAGGAAGGAUGUGCGGAAACGCCGUCGUAAAGGCGUCAGAAGGUGGGAUGAAGAUGGUUGACGAGAGUGAUUUAAGGAGGGAGUACCUGAAGGAAUGGGAUGCGAAGUAUAUUAGCACAUUUAGGUUUUUGGAUUUGCUUCAGAGGGUGUUUUACGGUAAUAACGCGUGCAGGGAAGCUCUGGUGGAGCUGUGUGGGGAUGAGUACGUGCAACGCAUGUCGUUUGAGAGCUAUUUGUAUAAGAAGCUAGCGGAUGGGGAUCGGUGGGAGGAUGCAAGGAUGGUGACGAACACUAUUGGGAGCUUGAUUAGAAGUAUGGCGUCUUCCAACUAAAACCAAGAGGUUGAGACAUUUUCUUCUAAUUUUAAUUGUACUUAAGAGUCACGGGAUCUUCUGCAAUGUUACUGUAUUACUACUAUUACUGCUUGGCCUGCAUGUGUGGCUUGUGCAAUCCUAAUGACAACCGUACGGGGAAUACUUGUUUCUCUCCCUGUUUCUUCUU
This is a messenger RNA of Neltuma alba, 1844 nucleotides long. Its product is annotated as geranylgeranyl diphosphate reductase, chloroplastic-like. The transcript is spliced from 2 exons. Gene Ontology annotation, cellular component: chloroplast thylakoid membrane. Gene Ontology annotation, molecular function: FAD binding; oxidoreductase activity, acting on the CH-CH group of donors, NAD or NADP as acceptor. The record is from RefSeq and is a predicted model, not a curated record. Gene Ontology annotation, biological process: chlorophyll biosynthetic process; photosynthesis. Bases 326 to 1675 code for a protein of 449 amino acids. Lineage: Eukaryota; Viridiplantae; Streptophyta; Magnoliopsida; Fabales; Fabaceae.